Myzus persicae (green peach aphid) is the source of this 1599-nucleotide messenger RNA. RefSeq lists its product as uncharacterized. The coding region runs from base 340 to 1599 and encodes 419 amino acids. NCBI's taxonomy places the organism in Eukaryota, Metazoa, Arthropoda, Insecta, Hemiptera, Aphididae. The transcript is spliced from 4 exons. The record is from RefSeq and is a predicted model, not a curated record.
GGCGCGGGCGAUUCGGCGCCGACAGUUCGGCGCGGACGUUUCGGCGAUAUGUCAAUUCGACGAUGUCCGUUUCGGCGCGUGACCGUUUCGGCGAUACGGCAAUCUACCUAUCUGUAACAUUGUCUCACCGUAUGGCGUGUGGUAUAGAAAUGUUAUCUUUAUUACUAUUGUUAUUAUUACUACAAGAUAAAUCGACAUCACGAUAGUCGAUAUGGAUGAUCUGAUAAUUUUAUAAUUUUAUAAUUUAGUUAGUCUGCGGAAAGUGAAGUAGGUACACCUAUACGUAGUCAAGUUUUUUGUGUAGGUAUUAUUUUUUUUAUCAUUCGUAAAAGUUAAAAAAUGUCAAAAGUAAAAUCAAAAAGAAACAAAAACGUGAUCCCCGUGGAUGGUUUUAUGUUCAUAUUUGAUAAGCUAAGUGCUGACGAAACUAAACGGUUUUGGCGAUGUCGUCGUAAAGAUUUGUCUUGUCCGGCUCGAAUACAUACCAGUAUACAUGAUUUUAAAGUUUUAAAAUUAUCUGCUAAAAAACAUUGUCAUGAUUCUGAAGCGGCUAGAAUAGAAGCAGACACAGCUAUAACGAGUAUGCGUCAACGAGCUAUUUUAACAAUGGAACCUACGUCUUGUGUAAUUAAUGAAUGUGUUAACGGGCUAUCAGAUGCGGCAAAGGGCGUUUUACAAUCUUCCGAAGCUCUAAAACGACAAAUACCCGAUGAGUAUCAAAAUUAUUCACCAUCAAUCGGAGUUAAUGAACAUUUUUUAUUGGCUGAUAGUGGGCCUAGCAAUGAAAGAAUAUUAAUAUUUGGUCGACCACUUGGUCUCAAGUUAUUAAAAGAUUCGAAAAUAUGGUACAUGGAUGGAACUUUCAAAGUGGCACCAACUUUAUUUUGCCAAGUUUAUGUCAUUUUAGCUGAAUUUUUAGGGGGAGUGCAUCCUGCAGUUUAUGCAUUUCUACCUAACAAAAAGGAACAAACAUAUGUACAAUUAUUUAGUAUGAUUAAUCAAUUACAACCUGAUCUCCAUCCAACAUCAGUUUCUUGUGAUUUUGAACUUGGAGCCAUCACAGCAAUAAAAAAUUCUUUUGAAAACAUUAAUAUUUUUGGGUGUUAUUUUCAUUUAAGCCAAAAUUUUUUGAAAAAAGUUGGAGAGUUACAUUUACUGUCAAAAUAUAAUAAUGAAGCAAACUUUUGUGUUGCAACCAAAACAAUUAUUGCGCUGGCGUUUAUACCAUUGUGUGAUUUAGAUAUGGCUGCAGAUGAGUUGGCAAACGAACUUCCAGAUAAGCUUAUACCAUUAUUUGAGUGGUUUGAAGAAUUUUACAUUGGGAAGAAAAAUCGACGUAUAGGACGAAGAAAACCACGAUAUUCUCCUGAAAUGUGGAAUCUUCACCAACGAAUAUUGAAUGAUACAGAUCGGACAAAUAAUCAUGCAGAGGCGGCAAACCGACGAUUAAAUAUUCAAAUGGGUACUCAUCCAACGAUAUGGACCUUCAUUGAGAAUCUCAAAAAAAUUCAAGCCGGGCGUGACACGUACUAUGAAAAUCUUGUGUCGGAAAAUAAUGAUCUGAUGAAGGCAACUGAGGGUUUGUGGUGUCCAAAAUAA